Molecule: messenger RNA, 1111 nt
Organism: Olea europaea var. sylvestris
Lineage: Eukaryota; Viridiplantae; Streptophyta; Magnoliopsida; Lamiales; Oleaceae
Product: protein MIZU-KUSSEI 1-like
Exons: 1
Coding region: 177-992 (271 amino acids)
Biological process (GO): hydrotropism
Source: RefSeq, a predicted model, not a curated record
CAAACCUACAUACUUUCCCUUUCUCUCAUCACUUUGUCGGCCUCUGUCCAUUUUCUUCUUCUUCUCUCUCUCACACACACUUAAAAUACAGUAGUACGUACACAGACCAUCCCGUAUCACUAGAAAAAACGCGACUAUUACUAAAAAACGUAACAUCAAAGAAGAAAUAAUUCAAGAUGGCAUACACUUCUCUGUCAAGAACCAGCAGUUGUGAAAGCACCAACAAUAUCAUCCCAGUAAACUUACCAAGAUCAUCGUCUCUAAACCUUGAAUCCUCGGACGUAUUCCAUGAAAGGUCUCUUGUCCGGAGAGAUUCUUCUGGCACGUUCCAUCGUCUAAACAAAGCCACCCGUAGUGGAUUGACAUCCCUUCUCAGAUCACUCCUCCACUUUAUCUCCUUCCCUAUCAUAGUCAUCCCAGUAUGUAAAUGGCUCGCAAUUCCAACUCAGCUCUCGAUUGUGCCCUCUCUGGGCCGUAGAGUCACCGGUACCCUAUUUGGUUACAGGAGAGGUUACGUGAGCUUUGCCGUUCAAGUUGAUCCAACUUCAGCUCCUGUGUUAAUAAUCGAAUUUGCUGUUUCAACGUCAAUGCUAGUGAAGGAGAUGUCAUCAGCACUAGUCCGGAUUGCCCUGGAGUGCGAAAAGUCCCCACCUCCGAAUCGUGGUGGCAGCCGCCAGUCACCAGUGAGGUUGUUCAAUGAGCCAAUGUGGACAAUGUACUGUAAUGGGAGGAAGUGUGGCCAUGCACAGUCACGGUCGUGUACCGAGUCAGACUGGCACUUACUCAACACAGUCCAGAGAGUGUCCGUCGGAGCCGGCGUGAUUCCAGUGGUGGAAGAUGGCAAGAAAAAGGGUCCCUCAGAAGGCGAGUUGCUGUAUAUGAGAGCUAGGUUUGAGCGAGUCGUGGGAAGUCGUGACUCGGAAGCUUUUUAUAUGAUAAACCCGGACGGCAAUGGAGGGCCAGAACUCAGUAUUUUCUUGCUUAGGAUGUGAUUUUAUGUUGCAGAGGGAAUAUCAGAAUAUAAGAAAUUAAUUAAUUAUAAUUGCGCGUUUGAGACUUUAAUAUGUCUGUUUAGGUACCUUGUAUCCUGUAUUUCAUUUCCUAAAAAAGA